CAUUCUUUUACAGCAACAAUAUCAAAGUGCCCUAUUCUGGGCAGACAAAGUAGCUUCGCUGUCUCAUGAGGAACCUCAAGAUAUCUAUUGGUUGGCCCAGUGUCUUUACCUAACAGCUCAGUAUCAUAGGGCAGCACAUGCUCUUCGAUCACGGAAAUUGGACAAGUUGUAUGAAGCAUGUCGAUACCUUGCAGCUAGAUGUCAUUAUGCUGCAAAAGAACAUCAGCAGGCCCUGGAUAUUCUUGACAUGGAAGAACCAAUCAAUAAAAGACUUUUUGAAAAGUACUUGAAAGAUGAAAGUGGAUUGAAAGACUCUUCCACAGACUGGGAGAUGUCACAGUCCUCCAUCAAGAGCUCUAUCUGCCUUUUGCGGGGGAAGAUCUACGAUGCUUUGGAUAACAGAACCCUAGCAACGUACAGCUACAAAGAGGCCUUGAAGCUUGAUGUUUACUGCUUUGAAGCAUUUGAUCUCUUAACUUCGCACCAUAUGCUGACGGCACAAGAAGAAAAAGAACUUCUUGAAUCUCUACCUCUUAGUAAACAAUGUACAGAAGAAGAACAGGAAUUGCUGCACUUUCUAUUUGAGAAUAAAUUGAAAAAGUAUAAUAAACCCAGUGAAACAGUGAUUCCUGAGUCUGUAGAUGGUCUCCAGGAAAAUCUGGAUGUAGUUGUAUCCCUAGCUGAAAGACAUUAUUAUAACUGUGACUUCAAAAUGUGCUACAAACUUACUUCAGUAGUAAUGGAAAAAGAUCCUUUCCAUGCAAACUGUUUACCUGUGCAUAUAGGGACGCUUGUGGAGCUAAAUAAAGCAAAUGAGCUUUUCUAUCUUUCUCACAAACUGGUGGACUUGUAUCCAAAUAAUCCUGUGUCGUGGUUUGCAGUAGGAUGCUACUAUCUCAUGGUUGGCCACAAAAAUGAACAUGCCAGAAGAUACCUCAGCAAAGCUACUACACUGGAGAGGACGUACGGGCCCGCGUGGAUCGCGUACGGACACUCCUUCGCCGUUGAGAGCGAGCAUGACCAGGCCAUGGCUGCCUACUUCACGGCUGCACAGCUCAUGAAAGGGUGCCAUUUGCCAAUGCUCUAUAUUGGCCUGGAAUAUGGUUUGACCAACAACUCUAAGUUAGCUGAAAGGUUCUUCAGCCAAGCUUUAAGCAUUGCACCCGAGGAUCCUUUUGUCAUGCAUGAAGUUGGAGUGGUUGCAUUUCAAAACGGAGACUGGAAAACUGCAGAAAAAUGGUUUCUUGAUGCACUGGAAAAAAUCAAAGCUAUUGGAAAUGAGGUAACUGUUGAUAAGUGGGAACCUUUAUUGAACAACUUGGGACACGUCUGCAGAAAACUCAAGAAAUACGAAGAGGCCCUGGAAUACCAUCGCCAGGCUCUUGUACUGAUACCUCAGAACGCAUCAACUUACUCUGCCAUCGGCUACAUACAUAGUCUAAUGGGCAAUUUUGAAAGUGCAAUUGACUAUUUUCAUACGGCCCUUGGUCUUAGGAGGGAUGACACAUUUUCAGUCACAAUGCUUGGACAUUGCAUAGAAAUGUAUAUUGGUGAUUCCGAAGCUUACAUUGGAACAGAGAUCAAAGACAAGUUAAGAUGUUACAAUUUUGAUGUGCAUACAAUGAAGACAUUAAAGAACAUUAUUUCACCUUCGUGGGAUUUCAGAGAAUUUGAUAUAGAAAGGCAAACGCUGGAUGAAAGUGGUAUAGUGACGCUAGAAACAUCCAAUCCGAGGAAAAGUACAGAUACCAGUCGUCCACUGGAGGAAACGUUUGAGAUUGAGAUGAAUGAAAGCGACAUGAUGCUCGAAACGUCCAUGUCGGACCAUAGUACGUGACUGUAGAUGCUCGUGGAGGGCUCGUUUUGUCUCUGUGUGUUUUGUUUGUUCGGGCAUUUUUGUUACGGUGUUAAACUUUCUGGAAUUUGCUAUUUUUAUAUGAAUUCAAACUACUCCUCUGUACUUAACACCGGAGAAAUAAUGCUCGUCUUAAGGAUGUUAAGACACACAUAAGAUUAUUUCCAACCUAUUUCUACAAAAUUAACCAUACAAAAUGAAAUAAAAAAAAAUCGCAUAAUUUUUUAAAUUGUUUAUUUAUUCCUGUGGCUGCUCUCAGUAAGACUGGAGGUUUAAAAGUAAUAC
Tinamus guttatus (white-throated tinamou) is the source of this 2140-nucleotide messenger RNA. The record is from RefSeq and is a predicted model, not a curated record. NCBI's taxonomy places the organism in Eukaryota, Metazoa, Chordata, Aves, Tinamiformes, Tinamidae.